Dalotia coriaria is the source of this 1535-nucleotide messenger RNA. RefSeq lists its product as uncharacterized. The record is from RefSeq and is a predicted model, not a curated record. Gene Ontology annotation, molecular function: calcium-dependent phospholipid binding; clathrin binding; SNARE binding. Gene Ontology annotation, cellular component: plasma membrane; exocytic vesicle. The transcript has 4 exons. The coding region runs from base 238 to 1320 and encodes 360 amino acids. NCBI's taxonomy places the organism in Eukaryota, Metazoa, Arthropoda, Insecta, Coleoptera, Staphylinidae. Gene Ontology annotation, biological process: regulation of dopamine secretion; calcium-ion regulated exocytosis; cellular response to calcium ion.
UGUAAACUGUGUCACAUGAAGGCGAAGGCAGUUGCAUGCGUUCGGGCCGAGCACGCUGAUCAUUAAAUCAUUAAUCAAUUUAACUCCAUAGCCACAGUUGAAUUGUUAGGGAACAAAACGCGAGGCGGCGGCGCGGCCGCAUUAAUUUAAAGUCUGUGUGCUUCCAGUUUCAACUCAAUGUCCACUUGAGAUCAGUCGACAUUCAAGUGAUCAACAAUUGUAAUCCAAAACGUUGAAAUGAGUUGGUUUGAAAAAAUAAAAACAGCGUUGACGUUGAGUCCAGCCGAGGGGGCUGAUGGGAGUGAUCCAUUGGGAGAACCGCAAUUGGGUUUCAAAAUUUUAUAUUAUCAGGAGCGGAAAAGUGUUGGUGUGAGAGUGAUUGCAGCGAGGAAUCUGCCAACUACUAUUGGCAGUGUUAAACCCAAAGGAUAUCUUGUUAAAGUAAAACUUUAUCCUGGUAAAGAAAAAUUUGAAACCACUGUGUUACCUUCUGCAAGUCCUUGCUUUGAUGAGCAUUUUUUGUUUCCGGCUGGGAUUUCACACAUGGGUCAAUUCGUGGGGAAAUUUGUCACUUUUACGAUUUAUGCUGAUUUGGGAGGUGCUGCUGGGAAGCAAAGAAAACCUGUCACUAAACAAUUGUCUAUGAGGAACCAGAUAGGGGCUUUAAUCAGUGGUGGUAGUGAUUCCGAUGUUAAACUACGAUCUAAAGUCAAUCGUUCUGAGUCUGUGGAUCGGUUCUCGCUAAAUAGUCGUCGUACAAUUGGUGCUAUUUCAUUCAGUUUGGAUAGGAGUAUUUUUACUGAUCGUGGUAAAGGUGGUGCUUUUUACACGCCGGAUAUAUGGAGGACAAUUAAGACUCUAACAGGCAGUGAAAUCAAAUCACGUGAAAGCAAAAAAGGAAGCCUAGAGAUAUCAAUGAAGUACUCCAACAGCGAAGACGGCCGCAACGACAUGCUGCAGAUCUCGCUCACCAAAUUUAGAUGCAGCAUGGCGACAAUGCAAUCGCACGAGCAACUGGGCGGUAAUUUAUAUUUGAAAAUGGCAACGCACGAAUACGACGUAGUCGUGUCCAAAUGGAAGGGUGACACCUUCGCGCCAACGAUCAGCAUGCGCAUCGAGAAAGACUCGGCGACGAUGAUCACCACCAUCAACAACUACAAUCUGGACAAGACGAAAGUGAUCGUCAAACUCAAGUGCCGCAAUGCAAUGCAACAAAAGCAUCUACUCGGCACGAUCGUCAUCGAUCGCGAUAGUGAAAUAUUCAACAACAUCAUCGCUAAUCCCACAAUGGAAGACACCAAAAUGAUUGAUUUCCAAUAAGUUGUAUAAAAAAUAAUUCAAUUUUUUGUUGCUGCAGUUUGAGUGCAGGUAAAAACUGAAAACAGGUAGUUUAUUGCCUGCACCCGUCCGACAUCAUUAUUUUUUCUUUCUUUUAACUUGUUUGUAAGAUUUAUACCUGCACUAAAAUACCCACAGAGCGAACUUUGGAGCCUGUAAAACCUUUAAAUUUAAAAUAGAUUCAAUUGAAAAUUCAA